Exophiala aquamarina CBS 119918 is the source of this 1164-nucleotide messenger RNA. Its product is annotated as alpha-methylacyl-CoA racemase. NCBI's taxonomy places the organism in Eukaryota, Fungi, Ascomycota, Eurotiomycetes, Chaetothyriales, Herpotrichiellaceae. Bases 1 to 1164 code for a protein of 387 amino acids. The record is from RefSeq and is a predicted model, not a curated record. Gene Ontology annotation, molecular function: catalytic activity. The transcript is spliced from 2 exons.
AUGUCUACAAACCCACCGCUCUCAGGCAUUCGGGUGUUGGAACUUGCCGGUUUGGCUCCAGGCCCCUUCUGCGGCCAGUUGCUUUCUAGCUACGGCGCUGGCGUACUUCGCAUCGACCGUCCAGCCGCUCCCAACGCUCUACCCUCCAACGACCUUCUCACCUCACGUAAAUCUUCAGUAGCCCUUGAUUUGAAGAAUCCUUCGUCCAUUGCUAUCCUCCUCACCCUCGUCGAAAAGGCCGAUGUCCUGAUUGACCCAUUCAGACCUGGCGUCCUUGAAAAAAUUGGCCUUGAUCCGGAAAAGGUCCUCUUAAAGAAAAAUCCUCGCCUCAUUAUCGUCCGAUUGACUGGGUUCAGGCGAGAUGGAAAGUACUCAGCAAUGGCUGGUCAUGAUAUCAACUACCUCGCAGUAUCCGGUGUGCUGUCGAUGUUAGGCGCCAGAAACACUCCUCCCCUGCCGCCCGCGAAUAUUCUUGCCGAUUUUGCCGGUGGUGGUCAUGUUGCGUUCACUGGUGUCCUCCUGGCUCUGAUCCACCGUUCCGUCUCCGGAAAAGGUCAAGUGGUCAAUUCCAAUAUGGUUGAUGGCGUCAGCUACUUGGGAACGUUCCCCCGUUUGCUGACCAAACACCCCAUGUGGAACGGUGAGCGGGGCACCAAUACUCUUGAUGGUGGGUGUCCUUAUUAUGGCACCUACGAGACCAAAGACGCUGGGAAAUACAUGUCGGUCGGCGCGCUUGAGCCGCAGUUCUACACGGAAUUGCUGAAAGGCCUAGGGUUUAAGCCUGAGGAGGUCCUCUCUGGAAAAGAUCUCCGGAGAGAUGACCCAAGAGCGUGGCCCUACAUGCGGGAACUGUUCACACAGAGAUUCAAGACCAAGACACGAAAAGAGUGGGAGGCGAUUUUUGACGGCACGGAUGCUUGCGCUGCCCCAGUGCUUGAACACAAGGAAAUGGAAGCAGCAAACUUUGACCUACGCCCCAUCGUGGAAUUAACUGCGUCUCCUGCGUUGCCGGUUGAUAUUCCAUGGCAAGGCAAAGCCCUCGCAGCUGGUGCAGGUGGAGAGGAGAGUUUAAGGAAUUGGCUCGGGUGGAAAAAGGGGCGGGACUAUGAUGUCCAGGGUGGACAAGUGCAAUUUUUGGUCAAGAAAGACAAGAGUAAACUAUAA